This is a messenger RNA of Drosophila willistoni, 2923 nucleotides long. It is a transcript of the gene GluRIIC, whose product is annotated as glutamate receptor ionotropic, kainate 2. Gene Ontology annotation, molecular function: transmitter-gated monoatomic ion channel activity involved in regulation of postsynaptic membrane potential; glutamate-gated receptor activity. The coding region runs from base 64 to 2901 and encodes 945 amino acids. NCBI's taxonomy places the organism in Eukaryota, Metazoa, Arthropoda, Insecta, Diptera, Drosophilidae. Gene Ontology annotation, cellular component: plasma membrane; postsynaptic membrane. The record is from RefSeq and is a predicted model, not a curated record. Gene Ontology annotation, biological process: monoatomic ion transport; modulation of chemical synaptic transmission; synaptic transmission, glutamatergic. The transcript has 10 exons.
CAAAAAUAGCUCGGCCGUCCAGAAUUGGGGCCAUUCCUCCAAUUUGUGUCUGGGAGCCCAAGAAUGUGGCGCAGCAAAAUGCUCAUUUUAUGCUGCAUAUGGACGGCAUUUUUGGUGUCCAGCAGUCAGCAGCAACAAAUCAACAUUGGUGCUUUCUUCUACGACGACGAAAUGGAACUGGAAAAGGAAUUCAUGGCUGUGGUAAAUUCCUUAAACGGUCUAGAGAUGGACCAAACCUUCACACUGAAUCCUUUGAUAAAGAGACUCAAACCCGAAGAUAAUAGUGUGUCCAUGCAGGAGCAGGCUUGUGAUCUUAUAGAUAAUGGUGUGGCAGCUAUUUUUGGACCAAGUUCAAAGGCGGCAAGCGAUAUUGUGGCCUUGGUGUGCAAUAGCACUGGAAUACCGCAUAUUGAAUUCGAUGUGUCCGAUGAAGAGCAUGUGGAAGAGAAACCGAAUCAUGAAAUGACCAUAAAUCUAUAUCCCUCACAGGUGAUACUGUCCAAGGCCUAUGCAGAUAUAGUCCAAAACUAUGGUUGGCGUAAAUUCACCAUUGUAUACGAUGCCGACGAUGUUAAAGCCCAAGCGCGUCUGCAAGAUCUGUUGCAAUUACGUGAGGUACACAAUGAUGUGGUUCGAGUGAGAAAGUUCAGCAGAGGAGACGACUAUCGGGUAAUGUGGAAGAGUAUUCGAGGUGAGAGGCGUGUGGUGUUGGAUUGUGCCCCCGAUAUGGUAGUCGAACUUCUGAAUUCAUCUACAGAAUUUGGUCUAACAGGACAGUUUAAUCAUAUUUUUCUUACCAAUUUGGAUACGUACACUGACAAUUUAGAGGAACUGUCCGCCGACAAUGAAACAUUUGCUGUGAAUAUAACUGCCGCCCGGUUAUUGCUUACAACGGAGUCGCAGCCAAUGUACUUGCAAAAGUAUGGUUCGGUCAUCCAGCGAGACAAUAUUGUCUCUGAGGAGAACAAUGAGCCCUUUCGAACUCUACUCCAUGACCUUCUGGCCGAUGGAGUACAACUGUUUUCUUAUGCCUGGCGUAAUGCCAGCUAUUUUUAUCCAGAUCGGAUGCAAGUUCCGCGCAUGAAUUGUGAGUUUGCAGCCUCCGGUGGACGUCCUUGGCAAAUGGGACGCUAUUUGAUGCGCCUGAUGAAAGGGACUUCCGGUGUGAAUAGCGCGACUUUUCGCACCAGUAAUAUGCAAUUUGAUGAGGAUGGACAGCGCAUCAAUUUUAAUAUCGAGAUUUAUGAUCCUUUGGAUGGCAUAGGUAUUGCUAUAUGGGACACCAAGGGUCAGAUAAACCAACUAAAUGUCGAUACCAAGGUGCAAAAGAAAAUUGUCUAUCGCGUGGCCACUCGCAUUGGUCCUCCGUAUUUCACAGAAAAUACAACAGCCAUCGAAUUGAAUAUGACGGGAAAUGCCAUUUAUAUGGGCUAUGCGGUCGAUCUGAUCGAAGCCAUUGCCAAGGAGGUGAAUUUCGAAUAUGUCUUUGUUCCUGUGGCGGAUCAGCAAUAUGGCAAACAGGAUAAGGACACCAAACAGUGGAACGGCAUCAUUGGAGAGAUUAUCAAUAAUGAUGCUCAUAUGGGCAUUUGCGAUUUAACCAUCACCCAGGCUCGACGCACAGCAGUUGACUUUACUGUACCCUUCAUGCAAUUGGGCGUCAGCAUUUUGGCCUACAAGAGUCCGCAUAAAGAGAAAUCGGUGUAUGCCUAUUUGGAACCCUUUGGCGGUGAGGUAUGGAUCUGGAUAUUGAUAUCGGUGUUCGUAAUGUCAUUCCUCAAGGUGAUUAUUGCCCGAAUUGCCAAAACAGAAUGGGAGAAUCCCCAUCCAUGUGAUCGGGAUCCCGAGGUUCUUGAGAAUAAUUGGCAUUUGCAUAACACUUUCUGGUUGACCAUUGCCUCCAUAAUGACAGCCGGUUGUGAUAUUUUACCACGUAGUCCUCAGGUGCGCAUGUUUGAGGCCACCUGGUGGAUAUUUGCCAUUAUUAUAGCCAAUUCGUACACAGCCAAUUUGGCCGCCUUUCUCACCAAUUCCAAUAUGAAAGGCAGCAUAGGAAGUCUCAAGGAUUUGAGUGGCCAGAAAGCAAUUAAAUUUGGAACGAUCUUGGGUGGCAGCACCUAUAACCUGCUGGCCGAUUCAAAUGAGACGGUCUAUCGUUUGGCAUUCAAUCUAAUGAAGCAAGAUGAUAACUACCCCUACACCAAGGGCAACCCUGAGGGAGUCGAGCGAGUGCGAAAGAAUCGCGGCGACUAUAUGUUUCUAAUGGAGACGACUACACUGGAGUAUUAUGAACAACAGCAUUGUGAUUUGCGAUCUGUGGGCGAGAAAUUCGGCGAGAAACAUUAUGCCAUAGCCGUGCCAUUUGGGGCCGAGUAUCGCUCGAACUUAAGCGUUGCCAUCCUACGAUUGAGUGAACGCGGCGAGUUGUAUAAAAUGAAGCAGAGGUGGUGGAUAAAUCCGGAUAGAUCGUGUUUCGAGGAACCCGAUGCAAGUGAGACUCAGGACAUGACAUUUGAGGAGUUGAGAGGAAUAUUCUACACCCUCUAUGUGGGCAUUUUCAUAGCAUAUGUAAUUGGCAUCACGGAGUUUAUGGUCUAUGUGCAGCAAGUGGCUCUAGAGGAACGGCUCACCAUUAAGAUGGCUUUCAUUAAGGAGAUUAAGUUCGUGCUCUGCGUGUGGAAUAACAAGAAACCUAUUAUAGCAGGCACCCCGGUGGCCAGUGUGCGCUCCGGAGAGAAGUCAUUGGACUGCACACCCAAGUCUGGUCGACGCAUUGUCCUAGGACGUUCCGCAGAGGAAAUGCGCGAAUUGACGCCAAUGGAAAGCAAAAACUCUGUGGAUGGGGUAGAGCCCCAGGAAGAGGUGGAGGAUUGGGCGGCGGUGAUUGAAGCCCGUCUCUGAACUUUCUUAUAGUUUCCCUUCG